This is a messenger RNA of Brassica napus (rape), 1571 nucleotides long. RefSeq names its product GDSL esterase/lipase At4g10955-like. The transcript has 2 exons. Gene Ontology annotation, biological process: lipid metabolic process. The record is from RefSeq and is a predicted model, not a curated record. NCBI's taxonomy places the organism in Eukaryota, Viridiplantae, Streptophyta, Magnoliopsida, Brassicales, Brassicaceae. The coding region runs from base 292 to 1392 and encodes 366 amino acids.
UAUUAUUUUAUUUUUGGAUUAAUUAUUUAUGAUUUUAUUUUUUAGGAUCAAAUUGGAUAUCUGGUAAAAAAAUCUAAAAUUUUUCGAAUAUUCGGGAUACCGAAUAUCCGGAUGGGUAUAGAUCGACUCGACUCGAAUACUUGAUUAUUCGGACGAAACAAAUUGGAUCAUGAAUAUCUUUAAAAACCAGAUAUUCGAUCGGUGCCCACCCCUACCAAAUUACUUAGAUGGGUUAAAGAAAACCGUUACGAUAGACCAUGGUUUUUUACUAAAACCUAAUACAAUAACUUUAUGUGCUUACUUUUUUUUUUCCGGAACAACUUCCUGUGCUUACUAGAAUCUAAAUCUUACCUUGUUUUUAAUAGGUUAAACUCCAACCAUCGAACCACAGUGACAUCAAGUUUGGUACAGGGAGUCUACUCAAUGCAACAGGAUAGGAUAAAGAAACGGAAAGCACUAGCCAACCCCUGGUGGGAAUCCUUUGGUUUCUCUUUAGACAAGUGCUUGAUCAACGAAGGUGAUAACUCCAUAUACGGCGCCGUUUUCAAGUAUAAAAACGACCAGAAUAUACCUCAUUCGGGAGUGCCUCCGAGUUACGUGAUUGCCUUUCGCGGCACGAUGCUAAAAUUCAAAACUUGGCGUAAUGAUUUGGAAGAAGACCUUCGAUGCUUGUUCAACAACCUUAGUAACGGAACUAGGUUUAAACAUGCCAUACAAACAAUCGGAACUGUGCUCGAGAAACACAGUACCGAGACAAUAUCUAUCUGGCUCACUGGACACUCUCUCGGAGCAGGUAUAGCGUUGUUGGCUGGGAAGACCAUGACGAAACGUGGAUUCCCUCUCGACACUUACGUAUUCAGCCCGCCCAUCUCGUCUAUUCCUCUAGAGAAACUACCUGGUAUUGAUGUGGUUAAAGACAUGUUUCGAUUCGCCGAGUGUGUCUUCAAAGUGACCUUAGCCGUGCUCUUUGAUCUCCCGACUCAAGUAGACGAUCCAAGAAUAGCAGCAUGGACACCUUACGUAUAUGUGAACCCAUCAGAUAUAGUCUGUGCAGAAUACAUUGGUCUUUUGAAACACAAAAACGUCAUGGCUGAUUUCGGAUUAAGUGAAUUUGAGAUUCUUGGUGCUGGAAUGUCUAUCAGGAGUCUAGUUUUCGGAGCAGAAAUAGGAGAACCUAUUCAACUUCUUUCGUCAGCCGAUAUGACGGUAAACAAGAAUAAACCUAUUGUUGAGACAGAUAAUGUGCUUAAGAAAUGGUGGUAUAAGUUUAAGAAGGCUCAUGCUCUUGCGCAAUGGUGGGACCCAAACCCAGCCCUUCGGGCAAAUUGGGAAACCCACAGCAUUAGACCAUCUACACUAUGUCUGGACAUGGAUCCAAUAUCCUCCUCUUGACCCCUUUUCUAAGGAUUUUCCUUGGUAUAUGUUUGGGAACCAUCUAUGAUCUAUCUACUACUUAUUCGGUUUCUUCAACUUUUCAUUUUGUUUUUGUGUUUCCAUGUGUGUUUGAAACGCUUGUUACGUUGUAAAAGCUCUUUGAAAUAUUUUAUGUGUGGGUCAACCUCUUUGAGAUA